Messenger RNA from Penicillium expansum, 1497 nucleotides. RefSeq lists its product as uncharacterized. The transcript is spliced from 20 exons. NCBI's taxonomy places the organism in Eukaryota, Fungi, Ascomycota, Eurotiomycetes, Eurotiales, Aspergillaceae. Bases 1 to 1497 code for a protein of 498 amino acids. The record is from RefSeq and is a predicted model, not a curated record.
AUGUCGAGUAUCAAUUCACCUGCCAAUAACCCUUCGGAUUCUGACCAGGUGUAUGACCUUGUUGUGGUUGGCUCUGGUUUUGCCGGGUGUAUGACCGCUCUAAACUUCCUUGAAGAUACUAAGAUCAAGGGAAAGGCCACCAAAGUUGCUCUGAUUGAGGCCGAUAACAAGUUUGAUAGCGACUUCAAGAAUGAGAUGAAGCUUGUCAGUAAUGGGCUUGCUGAUCAGGCAUACUGCGAGAAACUGGAAUCCGAAGUUCCCAACACAGUGAAGUUUCUUUUGGACCACGGAAUCAUAAUUCAACACCAAGAUGAGAAAAAUGUCUACCUCGGAUUCAACACAGGCCAGAAUUUCGCCAAAGGAGAAGGUGGUGGGUAUGCCAUAAUCCUGAAGCUGUUCGAGCACUUACUUUCCCACCCGAACGUGGGCAUUAUGUGGGAGACAAAUGCGGAGGAACUCCUGACCCAUGACGAUGGUACCAUUCGUGGUGUCAAGGUUCGAAAGAACGACGGCCGCUUCGCCAAAGUGCUUGGUAAGCAAGUCAUGCUAUCAUGCGGUGGCUUUGAGGGUAACCGCGAAAUGUUGGGCCGAUACGUUGGACCUAGAGCCGAGCAGCUUGGGUUGGUAGCCCCUGGUCUCAAGUAUAACACAGGUUUCGGCCUCAAGAUGGGCUUGCAAGUUGGUGCCGCAACAGCGGGCUCCUUCCAUGGCCUGCACUGUGAGCUCGUUGAUACUCGCUCUUCAAAGCCAGAGGCAACUGUCUGGGGCCACAGCUUCGGUAUUGUUGUCAACGAACACUCAAAGCGGUUCUAUGAUGAAGGGAAUCGAUCUCUGUUCGCUACUUGCGAAGUCAUUGCUUAUGAGACAUGGCGCGACCAAAAUCAAAAAGCAUAUUUUAUUACCGACGCUCCAAUUAUGGACCGAUUCCGACCAGGUUGGGUGUAUGAUACUACUGACCUUGACCCAGAGAAGGGCGAAACGAUUGAAGAUCUUGCCGUUAAACUCGGCCUCGUUCCUCAAGAAUUGAAGAAGACAGUGGAUGAAUACAAUGCUUCGAUCAACGGCAAAGAAUUUGACCCUACGACUCUUGAUGGCAAGAGCACCUCCGGCCUAACUCCUAACAAGACCAACUGGGCCGCUCCGAUUAAAGUGGCUCCUUUCUAUGGUUAUCCUCUGACGGCAAAGAUUGUGUUCACUUUUGGAGGACUGAAGGUCGAUCUUGAUUCCCGGGUGCUCUCCACGACAGGACUUUACUGCACCGGUGAACUCAGCGGGUUUUAUUACAAUGAGAGUAAGGUUGCCUCCGAAUUUGACACCCUGGUGCUCUCAGAUGUCUUACAUUCGGUCGACUUGCCGGAAAAUUUGCUGCACGAGAUCUGUAAGAUCGGGAAACUCUACACCCUAAUAGCGGAUGGUCUCGGACCCCCAAUAUCGAUCUCCGCUAUGCUGAUUGGUCUACCAGCCACUCAUGGGUCGUAUGAUAUUGACCUCAAUUAG